This is a messenger RNA of Amoebophrya sp. A25, 10182 nucleotides long. Lineage: Eukaryota; Dinophyceae; Syndiniales; Amoebophryaceae. The record is from the annotation of a GenBank genome assembly.
AGCAGGCUUUGGAUAUAUUUUUUUCGGAGCUUCCUAUACAGCUUCUACACCCCAAGAAAGAACCUGUAAAAAGCGCACUCUCGUCGAGUUGAGCCCCGUAUUGAGCAGUAGUAGAUACCACAAUGAGAUGAAACGUACCCCGUAGUUGUACAGGUAUGCGACGCGUGUUGUGAAAUUUCUUUGAGUAGACUAGUUUGACUUUUUGGGAAGACAGAGUUUGUAUACGCGGUACAUGAGCAUUGUUACUCUUAACGUUUAUUAGGUCAAAAACAAAGUUUCCACUCAGGAAUUGAUAAGGAUGAGUUGCCAUUCGCCCCGUGGCUUUGUUCGACUGUGAAAUCCGAGAAAAAAUCCAAAAAACGAAGACCAGCUUUUCAAGAAGACGACGGGUCAACGAGAGGCGCACGUCAACAGUCGAAAUGGAUGCGGCGCAUAAUCGACGUGCAUUGUUCUUGGUGCGCGCAUUCUGGGUGAAGAUAGCAUAGACGAUUCGAGGAUAUUUUCCCAGUGGCAUUAGAAGCAGUGGCGCUAGCAAGUGCCGAAGCCCCUGUGCAGAAGAGGGCUUUUAUGUCCUUCUGGAGGUGGUCGACGUUGGUGAUGCUGAGUAGUCCCGUUUGAUCAUUCGAAAAGAUGAACGCAUCACCAAAGGGCUGGACCAAGUCGGGCAGUCCCGCCUUGCGGACGCGCACGUCUUCGAAGGGCCUGCUAGGAGGCGGUCGCGGACUUGCAUCGGCACCGGCACCCAAAAUUAAGGCUCAAAGUAAUUCAUUUUCAAGGGUGAUUUUCUUCGAUUUCCUUAUUGGGAAUUUGAAGAAAUGAACUGAAGAAAUGAACGGUUUGAGCUCUAACAAAAGUAUUUUUUCACUGGACUACUGGCGUGGUUCACCGGGUUUUCAUUUUCUGGGAGCCUCCGACGGCCUCCCGACGAGCGGUUUUCUCCCGGCCACUUCGGUGAAGCCUGGUGGGCGUACCAGUAUUACGUUGCCUGGUGGGGCAAUAGGCGGAGGCGGAAGCAAAACGAACGUGAAAAAUCAAAUCGCCAGUCAUGCGGGGCAACUUAGUGAUGCGCUUUUGACGGAAAGAGCGCUCAGCUGGAUUCGCUAUGGGCUCUUAGUCCUUCUAAUCGUCCUUGGAGGCAUGAUGCUGCUGGGCAUGCUCUUCAUGCCGUUUUUCACGAUACUCUUCCUUAUGGUUACUUUGCUCGCUCUCUUCUCGAUCUUUGCGGAGGAUUCAACGCUUAUGGUCCUUUCUCGGCAGAUGGAAAGCAUGAAGGACGCGGUCGACGUAGAAACGACCGCCGAACCAACGCGCAGCGCGUCAAAUACUAGAAGUGGAUUUGUCAGCACCUCCGCAUCAUCUUCGAGCGGGAAACAAGGCACUGGUGCAUCAUCUUCGAGUAAGUCGACUGCAGGAGGAAAAACGCAUCAUCUUCUGAAAGGAGCCACGAUUGCUACAGCUGGACGACCCGUGUUAUGUUGACACAACUACUACUUAGUACUUAUAUUCGAACAGCAAGUGAAGUCGUGACUGUUAGUCUCAUAAAUCAACCGCAUGGAAGUGAAAGAACAAGAACGUUCUUUUUCUGUAACAGAUAUUCUUAGACUAGUCAAUAUCAACGCACACAUCGUGAGCGGACGAUGGGAAAGCUAGUGUUGAGUUUGACUUUUUGAUGGCUUUCAUUUUCCGGAAGUAAGCGAUGUAGCGCCUGCCACUGGACGUUGUGGCAAGUCAGACGUGGUCUGUUGUGGAGUAAGCGCAUGAGGUUGCAGCUCGGAGAUGAGAUGGUCAUGGCGAUCGUCAUGAUGGCGAUGGUGGUACUUACUUCUAUGCUAAAGAAUGACUAUCUCAGGUGCAAUGAUAAUGAUUCCGUGCUUUAAUCUGAUGCUCUUGGUGGAUCGUCAUCGAGAAAUACUGAAUCUGAAAGAGCAGUGAUAUCGAUAUCAGUUUUCAUUUCGAUGGCGCAUUUAUGUUUCUAGUCCGUAGUAUCAUAAUGAUUAGCCCCUGACGUCGUGUUUACAUUGAUUUUCUUUCUGCGUCACUCGGUAUCCACUGCUUGACAUAAACAAAGUUUGAAAAAUUAGAUAAACUUGUCUCGUCCUCUCUCAGAUAACUUUUUUCGUUCCGUCGGACAGUCCUACCUACUCCCACGACUCGCCGAUCCACCAUUCUGGUGUUGUUUUUGCCAUGCUCUGUCUCUGCCCUGUGAUCGUAUUCUCGUACACAAGCAUCAUGCGGGAAUCUAGUCUGCUGAAGCACGCGCAGAGCAUACGGAGUACAAGUCUAGCCACGACGAGUCCAGAGGUGCAAGAAAUGAAUGCGGAAAUCCAGCGCCUCUUGCAGGAAAGGGACUACUUCAAAAGCAGCAAGGUUUCGUACCUCGCAAGCUGGUUUUUGGCGCUCUUUCGAAAAACCGGACAGCGAGAACAGGAAAGUAGCAACUAAACUAUAACGUAGUAAAACUCUGCAUAAGUUACACAUAGUACUACUAGUUGUAGUUUGUGGUCUUUAGUCUACAAGACUAGUUCUCAUCAGGUAAGAUCCACCAGAUUUUCGUGGACGCGCACGACAAGUUGCUUCUGCAGACCGGUGGUAUCGAUAUUUUCAACGCCCUUGUGCAGACUUGUGACUUGGAGAUCUUGUUGGAUCGGUUGCAAGAUCGCGGCGCUGGUGACAGUAGAGGAGGCAGUCGCACACAGUUGAUCUCGUUUUUGACCGAGGACGCGGUGGAGGAACUGACGGUGCGGUCGCGGGUGUUGAUCAUCAACGCUCUACAAGUGCUUAAGUUUACGUGCUCACCGGAGGCCGAAAUUGGCGUUCAGCGGAUUAUCAUGAACACUCUGGGUGACGACUUGACGAAUUUGAAGAGUAUGACCGAUAGCAAAGGGAGCAUUCACGGUUUUUGGAAGCUAGUCUUUUCGGACUUAGGGUACGAGAGUCGGUGCCACGUGCUGCGGCACAUCUGGGAGCAGAGUACCAUGCAGGUAUACACAAGAUUGGUGCACCGGGAUCAGCACUUGCAGUAUCUGGUGAAGCGCAAGGAGCUGAUGAACGAGCCAGAGGAGGCGUGGGAGCAUAUUAUCGGAAUGGGCGGGCCUAGCACGCCGCCAAGCGCGGGGACGGUUGGCGAAUCAGGUGCGGGCUCGAUCCGCGCGACAACGACGGCUACACCAGAUCGAUUCAUGAUGCGGGAACCGGGCAGCGGGCGGAAGCGCACGCCCAGCGAGGAGAGUCAGCUCUCGGUAGAUACCGCGGAUCGAGGCGGCCCAAUAGGCAUUGAUAGCAGACAGCGGAGUGGGGCUAUGACACCGACGACACUUCGAAACUCAGCUGGAGGUCGCUUAGCCGCGCAAAAGUUAAGUUCUGCGUCUAAGUUGGGCGCCGUGACUGCGAACAAAGGAGAAAAGGACAACGACGCGGCAGACAGUGAUGCCAGCACGACGAGCACUGUGCAUAACCGUGACGGAAGUGUCACGCCGGUGCAGUCAGGCGCACGAACGCCACUGCGAUCCGUUGACUUAGGCGGUUCUCUGGGUGGGGGCGGCGCGUCAGCAACAAGUGGGAGUGGCGGCUCUGGGACGCUCAGUGGCCUCAGCGGAAGUGGCACACUAGGUGUUGGCGGUGGCAGCACUUCGUCGUUAGCACAGCAGUCUUCUGGCCUAGGAGGGCUCAAAUCCAUCGGCGAGGACGCGCAGUACUACCUGAGCAACAGCGGAGAUUACCUCUCCUUUUUAGACAUGGGCGCAGCGCAGCAGGUGUUUCAAGGGUUGCAAGCGCGGCAUCAGUGGAUGAAAAUACUUACCGAUAUGGACGACACUCUCUUGUGCUCAGGGGGUAAUCACAUUGCGGGUCUGGACAUGCGGUAUCCUCGGAAGUGCAUUUAUCCCGGAGUUACUACCUUUUACAAAGUACUAGAGUAUGGAGACGUGAGUCUGGACGCUUACUCUUUGGAUAAGUGGUACCUGUCGCCGAGCAGUCUCGCGAACCGAGUGACGCCAGCCUGUGGCAGUAGAUGGCAGACGGAUUUUCCGCAGACGGCGGACGCGCACUUUAGACGAGGGCCACUAUUUGGCGUUAUAGAAGCACCAAACACGGUCAAAGGCGGCUCUUCUACGGGUGCAACGGGAACCACUUCUACCUCUGCAUCCAGUAGUGCAACGUCCUCUUCAACUCCAGCGGCCACGAGCAGUAGUGCGACUAUGCUGAGUCGUUUUGGUAGUGUCCGUCCGGUCACGACGUCGAUCGGCGUUGGACCGGCAACCACGUCGGGCACGCCUUUACCCGGGAGCCCCCCUGCAACACCGGAUCCCCGAGGGCCAGGGGGAUUGACUUCCGGUACUGGUACUGUAGUUACUAGUACGGCACUAGGUUCAUCUACUACAAUUUCUGGCGACCUCCACGCUGGAAACAAGAUAGGUGGAGGAGGGUCAUCAUCAUCAGCUAGUGCUGGUGAAGGCGGCGCGAGUAGCCAAGUAGGAUCGGGAAAAAUGGAGGGCCGGGACUCUUCCCCGAAACGAACAGAGUCGCAGACGGACCCCAUAGUGCUGCACCAGCCAGCCACGAUUGCGGGUGGCGACACAGUGAUACAGGCAAAAAUCGCCAGCAUCACUGCCGCGUUCGCAGCUGCGGAGUUAGAAGCCUGUGAAGGAGGAGCAGCAAAAAAGCUUCCUAGUGGUGCUGGUGAACAGGAAGGUGCUGUAACUAUGUAUCCAGAUGACCCUUUGGCGCAGGAUGUGAACAACGACGACAGUGGCUACGGUUCCUAUGACGAAGACAGCGCUAGCGUGACUCCGAACGACGGCGGCGUCCCAAGACCCGACAAUGGGCCAAGAGACGGCUCCGAGGGCACCGGGAGUCCUGACGUGCUUGCGAGUACCAAUCAGUCUGGGUCGAGCUUCGCGUCUUCACCUGACACUCCCCCACUCCAGUCUCCGCAAAGCGACGUGGCCGAUGGAGAGGCUCUGGGUUCAACGCAGGUGGCAGGUUUGUCUCCUGGGUCGGAUCUUGGGGAAUUAUCUGAGGAGCAUCAACAUUCUAGCGCAGCCGCUAACAAGAUGCUUUCACCCCUGCCCGUUCAGUCAACUCUAACUAUUGCGGGUCGUCGUACUAGCCUUGAUUCCGCAAGCAGCCCUCCAAUGUCACCUGCUCCGACGAUGGGCAAGGCCGAAGCCUUAGAGAAAACUUCGUCCAGUACUACUAGUACUACGGGAGAACCAAUACCGACUCAGACGCGUGGUUUGGUAAUCGGGUUAGCAUCAGACUCAAUGACAGGAGACGAAGUGGACGACGACGACGCGUUAAGCCCACCAAUAACGCCCAAAGGCAAUGUGGAGGACGACUCGCCGGGAAGCGAAGAGUAUUGACAAUGUUUUUUCUUGCACUACUACUGCUCACUAACUGCUUACCUAAUACUUGGGCCUUACUCUAAAUGUCGCAGAUCUGCAUGAGAUAAACAUAAAUCCUCAUCAGGUCUUCUACACGACAGCUUGAGGAGCGCUUGGAUUGUAAUUUUGGGCAUCUGGUUGGCUUCUCCUCGCGACCGCAUAUCGUAGGGGAUUUGAUGGAGUCGCAUCUUUUCGAGUAUUUUGCCAAGAUGCAGCGCGAAAACGGCCUACACUGUAUGCCUGCACUGUUGCCAGGCGGAAUCGGGACGGCAGCGCAGUUCGUAUGGCACGGUGAUUUCGGCCCAUUAGGAGACAAAAAAUACGAGAACUUCACGCAAUACCAGUCCUUGUAUCCCGAGUUCAAAUGGAUCUUUCUCGGGGACAAUGGGCAAGCCGAUUACUACACUGCCACAAAAAUGGUAUUCAUCUGCUUGGUAGAGUAUACUCUAAAAUGAGGUGGUCCACCUACGAUAUCUGAGAUAUUUGAAGAACACUAGAAGUAUCCCGUUUGCAACGCGACGAUGAAUGCAAAUCUUCGAGUCACUCCUGAUCAGAACAGCUUCAAUCAAGUCAAAACUUCCAGUUCCGAUCCCCCCUCCAUCUUCACAUCGCAUGAUGAAGCCGAAAAUUUAGUAAAAGGUUUGACAACGUUUCGCGAAGCACGGAUGGAAAUCUCAUUUCCGGCCGUGCUUUGUAAGCCUAGAAUGAGAACACUCGUUCCGAUUUCUGAGAAUGAGAAGAUGGAGGGUUUACAAUACCAACAUUCACUUGCUGAGUGCAUUUUUCCUCUACCUCUUACGCCUGUAUGUAUACAACAGCUGGAUUGGUUUCCGCAUGUGGUAGAAACGGUAUAUAUUCAUGUGGUGCAGCCGCUAGUACGAACGUACGGAUAUUCUAAAGGGGUUCACAACAGAAGAUAUCUGGACCAGAUAUGCUAUGGCGCGGCAUUAAUAUAGUUUUGGUUUUUAUAAGAGCAAUAUGAAUAUCUAGAAGAUGCAGAUUCAGCCAGACAUUUUAAAAAGAACUCACUGCUAGCGGUUAUACAAGCAAUCCGUUUUUGAUUGAGGAAUGUCCUCUUUUUGUUGGCUGAAUUAGAGGUGUUGUAAUCGAGGAUAUGAAGCUCCUUUCAUAUUGGUUUUUACGAGGACUACAUCGAGGCGGCGCUGCACGCAUGCUGCAGACAGCGGAGCAUCUCGUGUGAGGCUCUGUGGCACGUGACGUGGAACGUGGUAAACGAAUUCGAGGCUAUCCGAAAAUGGGAUGCUGUGCCGCUAACGACGCGGCAGAAGGAGGUCGCAAGGCUGACGAAAAAUGUCCAGCGUGUAAAUGCCUUUCUGGAGGAUCUGUAUCCAAGAUAUAAGCAUCUACCCAAGAUUCGGCCGGUCCAUUUGCUAGGGUCCACGAAGCCUGCGGGAGCAGAGGGAGUAAAAUUCUGCGACGCAGCAGUCCAGACAGACGGGCAGGAAGUGGUGGAGACCGCUAAGAGCAACAUCCUAUCGGCAGUAGACGAGCUGGAGACACUCAAAAAACAAAUGGGCGACAUCGUUGGUACAGUCAUGGUUAUUACGAAGUAAGCACAUCGAAUAUUUCUUUUAUGAAGCAGGAAACUCGACACCAAUAAAUUCUUUAUUGGUAGAGGAGGCCACGGGCUGGAACUGCCGAAGAAAUGCGCAGAAGUCGGGCGCCUGGCAGAAGGAGACACCGGCCCAGAAGGUGACAGACCCGGGUUGCCCGCGCGCCCGUUCCAGCGGGCCUGUACAUGGCAGGAACCGGACGGCCGAAAAAGUUGCAAAAGCGUGGGGGGCUUUUUGGUACUUUUUCGGCCAUCGGGUCUAGACAGCAGGAGACGCCGAGCCAGAAGGCCACAGGGCGGGUGCGUUCGCGCGCUCGUCCCGGCGUGCCGGUGCACAGCAGGCACCAGACGGCCGAGAAAGCCGCAAAAGCCCUAGAUGUUUUGUGGUAUUUCUUCGGCCACUGGCCCUCUUUGGGUUGGGGAGAUGCGGGGCAAAGACCCGGGGCGAAGCGCGGGGGCUUGGCGGUGCGGCUUUUUUGCUGGGUGCAAUUUCUUGCGUGACUGGCCUGCCGAUGCCUUUCCACUUUUGAAAAGAGGAACAAAGAGCCGAAGCAGGAGGCAGGCAGUGCCAGCGCGGGCCUCUUCGAUGCGCCUGGUGCUCGCUGCUGUUGUCGAAAUCUGACACGCCGCGGACAGUUCUGGGCUACCUCUGUCUACCAUCGUGACGGCGUCGAGGGCCUCGGUCAUAUACUGGCAAUGUAUCGGAAGACGCGCCUGCGGCGCACAUUCGUCUGGCGAUGUCGCAGGUGCGUGCCGCAGCAGUGGAGCAGGCCCCGGCGCGGCCGGGUGGCCUUCGGUGUUUGGGUGAAGGGUCAGGUGGAGUACUCGCGCCGCCCCGAGGCUACAGGAGAAGAGAAAGGGAGAGGCGGAUGACAGUUUGGGAGUCGCUCUGCCCGCGGCAACGCUUAGCGGACUGAGCGGCAAAGCCCCAGAACUUGAUGGAGCACCCUGCGGGGGGUGUCGUCGGGGUGGCGCGCCGAGGCCCAUAACAUGAAGCAGGCGGGGAAUGAUCCGGCGGCGGCAGCUGGACACGCUGGAGGAGGGCGCGCAUUUGUGUGGGAGAAAGUUUAGGAAUGUAACGCCGCGCCUGGAGCUCGCCAGCAUCGGACUCCUUGGCGAGGCUCGCCGCUCGCGCACUGCCUCCCAAUGUGGAGAGCAGUGGGGCCGGGCACUUGUGGCGGGCUCGAUGCCUUCACUCUCCACGCCAGCGAAGGCUAUUGGGCUGGCUUAGCUUUGAUUCUAAGCAAGGAACAGAGACUGAAACAGGAAAGGGCGCCGGAGCCUGCCGAAAUUCUCGGAGAACAGGCACGGCCGCGCUACCAUUCGAGAAGGCAGGCGCAUGCACUUCAGCAGCGUGGACAAAUGCUGAGCAGCCUGCAAGGCCGGGGAGAGCAAUAGCGAGGGCCGCCAUAGCGUGGAGGCUUAUGCAGUUAAAAAGCUGAGAGCAGUCAUGGGCUGGCCGGCGGGAAGUGUAGGCAGAAGCUGGGCAGGUUUCUCCUGUUGCCAUAGCUGAGACCUCGGCCUCCAGUGCUGGCAGCGCGCGCGGAGUGUGCCCCGCUUGCUACGUAGCGACCCACGGCGAGCCCACCACGAAGGGGCAGCACUCAAGGAGGGAGCGAGCCUGGCGGGGCUUGGUUACUUUUGUCGCGGAAAAGUAGGGGCAGGGGGGUGUCCUACUCUUUGCGCCUCUUGCUUGUUCUUUCUAUUUAUAGGCAAUGCAAUGGGGCUGACUAGUUCUGCCUCGCUGGUCUAUUAGCAUUCGCGCAAAAGUUAGCGCACUGCGUGAGUAAAUGAUAGAUAGAUUGCUACUCAGGAUUAACUCAGGCACUUAUCAUCAACUUCAACGAAACGCACUUCAACUCACAAUGCAGGUAAGAUGGAGCGCAAGGUAGUCGGCCUCCAGGAGAGCGUGCGGUCCACAGUGAUGGAGAAUGAAUUUCUUAGAGCAGACUCUCUGCAUAUUCGGCAGACGUCGGAUGAUUUGCUCGAGGAUAGCCAAGAUCCAUCCUCCUCCAACCUCAAGGGCACAGAGAGCCAAGCAAACGGAGCUGCUAACACCGGUCUUUCCGGAAGACCCGGCCACCAAGUGGACACAUCAAAACUCGAUGUUCUUAAACCGGGAUCGCCGUCGGCGGUUGCUGCCGUUGCAGCGAGAGCAGAAGGCGAACGUGUAGCCUUUGCCGCAGAUCGGUAUCAUUCGGUGCAAGACCUGGAAGCACUCCAGAGCAACCCAGGGAGCUUUACCAGCAGUAAUCCCUCGGCUUCAUAGAAGAGAUCCCAUAUGACUUCCAGUGGGAGGGACGUGACAUACUGGUCCCUAUGUUCUUGUCCACCAUGGAACGGGCACUGAUCACGCUAUCGCGUGCACGGCCUAGUAGUAUCGCUACAAGUACUAGCUGGAAGGAGCAGUAUCUUCAUCUUCCCCGGGGCGUCCAUGGAGCGCUUCCUCGCCGUUCGCUUUCGCACCAAACGAUGACACAACAUCUUUUGCGAGGUCUCUCUCUCUCUCCGGGGCCCGCGACUCCAUCGAGUAUUAUUCAUAGAAAUCAUUCAUAGGUGCCGAAGAAAUCAGAAAACGAUUCACUUAUAACACACAAUCUGUUCUUGCGCUGCUGGUGGUUGUUAGAUUUUCGCCAGGACGAAUUGGGGUCGCUCCUUUCUGAGAUUGUAGGUCUUCGAACAUUGGUAGGUAGUACAGUUUUGGCAUCAAGUACUGACCGACAGGGCGGGCCUGUCUGGUGGGUGCUGAUUGCUCGGAUAUUAGGCUUAGGUCCUCAUUUUUUUAUCCCAUAUUCUCAUCCGUAUUCGUUUAUUGAGGUAGCUAGUGUGUAAAACUAUCGCUUCCUCCACUGCGUGACGCACGCAUUACUUAGAUGACAGCUGAAGCUGAACGCACCACACGAGAAACUAUAAACCUAUCAUGUUAAUUUUCCGGGUAAUUUUCCCGCCAUACCCAUAUUUUAUAGAAGAAAGAGACGCUUCUUCCUCCCAUAUAGACGGAAUCGAGGUCCGCCUCGAUGAAAUCCAACAAGUUGAAGCGACUUUUACCAGACCCUUCUUACUUUGGAGGGUCGCACAUGCAUGGUCGAAAUUCAUGUGGACCAUUCUGUGGCUAAUUGCCUUUUUGUUCGCUAAAAAAUGGCCUUGCGACUGAACUCGAGUGUCAACGAUAAACUGAAGUAGUUUUUUUUCGAAGUGAAAAAGUAUGCCAGACGCAAAAACAAUUCG